Molecule: messenger RNA, 420 nt
Organism: Dovyalis caffra
Lineage: Eukaryota; Viridiplantae; Streptophyta; Magnoliopsida; Malpighiales; Salicaceae
Source: the annotation of a GenBank genome assembly
AUGGCUGGAAAAGGAGGAAAAGGACUUCUGGCAACGAAAACAACUGCAGCAGCUAACAAGGACAAAGACAAGGACAAGGACAAGAAGAGACCCGUCUCUCGGUCUUCUCGUGCUGGCAUUCAGUUCCCUGUGGGUCGUAUCCACCGGCAUCUGAAGCAAAGGAUCUCAGCCCAUGGGAGAGUUGGGGCCACUGCUGCUGUCUACUUGGCUUCAAUCCUUGAAUAUCUGACUGCAGAGGUUCUUGAGCUUGCUGGAAAUGCUAGCAAGGAUCUGAAAGUGAAGAGAAUCACCCCUAGGCAUCUGCAGCUGGCCAUUAGAGGAGAUGAGGAGCUGGAUACCCUCAUCAAAGGAACCAUUGCUGGUGGUGGUGUCAUCCCUCACAUUCAUAAGUCUCUCAUCAACAAAACCACCAAAGACUGA